AUGCCGGCAGCAGAUUUUCGUCCCCCGACUGUAAUUUGCUACAUCUGUGGACGAGAGUUCGGUACCAAAUCUAUUGAUAUUCAUGAGCCGCAAUGUCUAAAGAAAUGGAAUGCUGAGAACAAAAAUCUUCCCAAGCAGAAUAGAAGACCAGUGCCGCAGAAACCACAGAUUUUACCUGGCAUCGACAAGGCUAAUGCUAAUAAUGACAGAGAACGCUUCAAUCAAGCCGCUUAUCAGAGCUCCCAACUUCAACUUGUCCCCUGCAAACACUGUGGGAGAACAUUUUUUUCAGACAGAUUGCCAAAACAUGAGAACUAUUGUAAGCCGGCAUCGGAGAGACCCAAAACUGCUACUCUAUCACAACCAAGUAGUGUUACGGUUGCAAAGAAAUCGUCUGUCACUAUUGACAGUAAUGCAAGUCAAAAUUCCACCCAAUCACCUAAACAACAGGUUUCCAUGGGACAUGUGCAAGGUCCUUUAAAAAAAUCUACUCCAAAGAUUCAUGCCAGGGUACCAGGUCAAAAACCUCCAAGUAUUUUGUGUUAUAUUUGUGGCCGGGAAUUUGGUACGAAGUCCAUAGCUAUACAUGAGCCGCAGUGUUUGGAGAAAUGGAAGGUUCAACAAAAACAAUUACCAAAAGCGAUGCGUCGCCCACUUCCUCAGAAGCCACAAGUAGUGGGUGGAACAGGAAGUUUUGAAUAUAAUGAAGCAGCGGAUCAGGCUUAUUUGCAACAGCUUUCUCCGUGCCCAAAUUGUGCUCGUACAUUUCUACCCGACCGAUUACAGGUACAUAUGCGUAGUUGUCGCCCCAAAGGUGGUGCAGCUGCCCCUCGCCCGCAGGAAAACGGUACAGCUGAGCGUCCCAAGACAGUCACCUUGAAAUCAGCUGGAACCGGUAAGCCGCCGACUGUCAUUUGUUACAUAUGCAGCAGGGAAUUUGGCAGCAAAUCGAUCGCAAUCCAUGAGCCACAGUGCUUAGAAAAAUGGAAAGCUGAAAAUAACCAACUUCCAAAAGAACAGCGCAGACCGUUGCCAAAGAAGCCAGAAAUGUUUGCUGGGGGAAAGGCAAGUGUGCAAGAUAUGAAUGAAGCUGCAUGGAAGGCGUCUCAGGGUAAUCUCUCACCAUGUCCUAAUUGUGGUCGCACUUUUCAACCAAGUAGAUUGCCAGUACAUAGACGGAUAUGUAAACCGAAAAACGGUAGAGGGAUGGCCAAGACUGAACAGCAAGCCCAACAGUCGACUCCAGUGGCGAGAGCUUCAGUGCCAGUUCGACCAAGAACAGUCGUCUGUUAUAUCUGUGGACGGGAAUUUGGAACCAAAUCCAUCUCUAUACACGAGCCACAAUGUAUGAAAAAGUGGCACUUAGAAAAUAAUAAUCUACCAAGAGAAUUUAGACGACCAGUACCUAAGAAGCCAGAAGUCAGAUUGAUAAAAGGAGCUGGUGGAUCUUACAAUAUUGAAGAAAUGAACGAAGCAUCCUGGGCGGCAGCACAGGCUAACUUGUCACCAUGUCCAAACUGUGCUCGUACAUUCCUACCAGAUAGACUACAAGUUCAUUUAAGGUCGUGUAAACCAAAGAAUUAGAAUAGUUUGUAUAUGUCACAGCACAUUCAUUUAUGUAAUUCCCCG
Molecule: messenger RNA, 1629 nt
Organism: Saccoglossus kowalevskii
Lineage: Eukaryota; Metazoa; Hemichordata; Enteropneusta; Harrimaniidae
Product: zinc finger protein 474-like
Source: RefSeq, a predicted model, not a curated record